CUUUGUAAUGCUAAUGAGCUCCUAUAAAUAGAGGAGCGCGACCCUCAUUCCCAACACAACUGACUCGCUCUCCUCAGAGAAACUUCUCUCAAUCUAAAAGAAUGGCUCCAACCUACAUGACUGACUACUCUAAACUUUCCAACAAGGAAAAGCAUAAAUUGAGAAAACCAGUGGUGGAAAAGAUGCGCCGAGAUCGCAUCAACAACUGCAUCGAGCAGCUCAAAUCCAUGCUGGAGAAGGAAUUCCACCAGCAGGAUCCAAACACCAAGCUGGAGAAAGCCGACAUCCUGGAGAUGACGGUGGUUUUUCUGAAACAGCAGCUGCAGCCCAAGACCUCGGCUUCACAGAAAGCCCACUUUGACGGCUAUUCCCAGUGUUGGAGGGAGACCAUGAGCUUCUUAUCUGGAAACACCAAGGUGGACGCUGUACGUCAGCAUCUGAACCGCUGUCAAGAAGCCCAGAGAUCAUCUAAAGACCUCGCUCACGUGUCUCCAGCUUCCCAUCAGCCCAUCAAGGUGAAGCAGGAACCGUGUGCUCACAGACCUCUCUGGAGACCCUGGUAGAUGAUGAAAGACUUCCACAGAAAAACUAGAUGGUGGUUUUACCAUCUCUUAUGUUGUAGGAGAUGCUUCCUUUUCUAUGUUAAUUUUAAUUUGUCAUUUUUUUCCUAUGAUCUGUGUUAAAACUGGGGGCAGUUGUGGCCUAAUGGAUAGGGAGUCAGACUUGUAACCCGAAGGUUGCGGGUUUGAAUAUCAUGUCCGGCAGGGAUUGUAGGUGGGGGGAAGUGAAUGACCAGCGCUCUCUCCACCCUC
Messenger RNA from Cyprinus carpio (common carp), 812 nucleotides. RefSeq names its product transcription factor HES-5-like. Gene Ontology annotation, biological process: regulation of neurogenesis; anterior/posterior pattern specification; regulation of transcription by RNA polymerase II. Gene Ontology annotation, molecular function: DNA-binding transcription factor activity, RNA polymerase II-specific; protein dimerization activity; RNA polymerase II cis-regulatory region sequence-specific DNA binding. The record is from RefSeq and is a predicted model, not a curated record. Lineage: Eukaryota; Metazoa; Chordata; Actinopteri; Cypriniformes; Cyprinidae. Gene Ontology annotation, cellular component: nucleus.